CGUCUACUGCUGCUAGACUAUAGGGUCCUUGUUUAAAAUGAACACCAUGGAAAAGAAGUAGAAUGUAUGUACAAGACAAAUGAUCGUCUCUUAAUCCGUGUUCAGUUUAGGGGCUGUGACUGCGACAACUUAUUUAAGUGCAAUCUCAUAUCUUUCACGGGUUCUUCAUGCAUCGCUUUCAGUAACUCACGAAAUGGCAGGAUCACCUGGCACAGCGGUGACCUACGACAAUGACAAAUGGGGGUGGGUGAUGGUGGCAUCGCUGUUUGUCUGUUGUUUUGUGACCAUGGGUAACAUCAAAGCGCUGGGCGUCCUGCUCAUUCCAAUCAACAAUGACUUCGAUAGCGACCUGUGGAUCAUCGGGUGGAUUGCAGUCUGGUACAACGUGACGUUGAACUGUCUGGGGCCUGUCGUAGGAGCCCUCUCUCGUAUUCUCGGUAGCCGUCCAAUGAUGAUCUUUGGUGGACUUCUGUGCACCGCAGGUUUCAUGUUGACAUCAAUAUCGACAACCGUCUCUCAAGUGGCCAUCUUUAUCAUUGGAUUGGCUGGUGUAGGGUCUUCGUUUGUUUGGUUCAACAACUUUGCCGCAAUGGCCUGGUAUUUCAAGGACAACUAUGUGACCGCCUUUGGAAUAGGAACCAUGGGUAUGCCAAUAGGUAUUAUGACUCUAGGACCCGUCACCCAGGUCCUUGUUGACACCUAUGGCUGGAGAGGAACCAUGCUCGUGCUGGGAGGUGUCUCGUUUCAUCUGGUGGCCUGUGGUAUGUUAGCGCAAAGGGAUCAGUUUUCCUCCUCGACGGACGGUGAAGAGUACCAAGUGCUUCGAGAAGAUGACAGCAUGCACGCUGAGGAAGAAGCCAAUGGCACCUCUGUUUGCACCUCUGCAGCUCGGAAUCUCCCAGAGCAAAACCUGCGUGAAAGGGCGAGAGAGUUUUGCCGACGCUUCAUCGCUGCUCUCGAUUGCGCAGUCCUGACUGAUGUCAGGUUUGUCUUGCUGACUACAGCCAGGUGUACGGUAGCCUUCGCGUUCAGUGGCUGGAUGGUCUACAUGGUGUCGCACGGACAAUUCCAGGGUCUAACGGAAACCCAGGCGUCUUUCUUGCCCACUGCGUUCGGGAUAGGUAACAUUAUUGGUAAAGCUGUAGCCCCCGUGCUUCACUGUUUCAGCCUAAAACCACGUAUGACGAUUUUGGCGUGUUUCGGGUGUGGUCUGCUGUGUGUGUCCCUGGUCGGCCACGCCUUUAUCAGACCGUUCAUUGGACAAAUGGCCGUGGUGGGUGUGGUUGGGGCGGCUAAUUCGUUGAUAUACCAAACUGUUGAAGUCAUGACUCGGUUCCUCUCGACAGACGACCGAUUAGUUAGUAUACUGGGUUGGCAAGGAGUCUUUACUGGAGUGGCUGCAGCAUUUGGUGGGCUCACAUCAGGAUUGGUAUAUGAAUGGUCAAGGAGCUUCAGCAUAUCGUUCUGCAUGUAUGGUGGACUGACGUUGCUAGCAAUUCCCUUGUUGGUAAUUGAUGAUGUUAUUUACACCAAACAAAGGCAACGAUAAAAUUGACGCGGCCUGCGGCCGGCGGGAAUGAAAGCUAAACCGUUCCAUUAGUUUAGUGGGAAGAAGGGGUUAUCGUGCACCCUCGGAAAUCAGCUUCUAAUUGACGUCUUUAGAUCAGAAAAAAUGCGUAGAAAACGAUUUGCUAUGUUAAAAAAUUUUUUUUAAUGUCCCAGGUAUUGUGCAAAUUAGUUCUGCCAUUACCGAAAAAUCAAUUUUUCACUAUUAUUGCAGAUAACUGAGUAAAUUAGGUGUCUAAACCCAUUUUUUCAAGAUCAGAAAUCACACUAAAACUAUUCUUGAAGUGACCACAUGUGUCUGUGGCGUAGGAAUAUGCAAAUUAGU
Patiria miniata (bat star) is the source of this 1891-nucleotide messenger RNA. RefSeq names its product monocarboxylate transporter 3-like. The transcript is spliced from 4 exons. The coding region runs from base 194 to 1549 and encodes 451 amino acids. The record is from RefSeq and is a predicted model, not a curated record. NCBI's taxonomy places the organism in Eukaryota, Metazoa, Echinodermata, Asteroidea, Valvatida, Asterinidae. Gene Ontology annotation, molecular function: monocarboxylic acid transmembrane transporter activity. Gene Ontology annotation, biological process: monocarboxylic acid transport; transmembrane transport.